Oncorhynchus tshawytscha (Chinook salmon) is the source of this 1501-nucleotide messenger RNA. It is a transcript of the gene opn1sw2, whose product is annotated as opsin 1 (cone pigments), short-wave-sensitive 2. Gene Ontology annotation, biological process: visual perception; phototransduction; G protein-coupled receptor signaling pathway. Bases 229 to 1293 code for a protein of 354 amino acids. NCBI's taxonomy places the organism in Eukaryota, Metazoa, Chordata, Actinopteri, Salmoniformes, Salmonidae. The transcript has 5 exons. The record is from RefSeq and is a predicted model, not a curated record. Gene Ontology annotation, molecular function: G protein-coupled receptor activity. Gene Ontology annotation, cellular component: photoreceptor outer segment; membrane.
GGGUGGGGCACUGUGAUAUCACUCUUAAGGCCUUAUAAAAGUCCACUUAGUUCCCCAACAGGACAUGCGAUCAACCUUCGAGCUCCUGAGGUAGAUACCAGGCAAUUAACGCAUUUUGAAUUACUUAUUCUCCUUUUAAUGGAAUAGAUCUUUGUAGUUAUAAGACCUUGGUAGUGGGGAAACCUUGGUAGUGGGGAUUAUACUAAAACAAAUUGGUUAUCAAAUAAAAUGAACACAAUGAGGUCGAAUGCCCGCCCCGUGGAGCUCCAGGAAGGAUUCUACAUCCCUAUCGCGCUGGAUACCAACAACAUCACUUCACUCAGCCCCUUCCUGGUUCCUCAGGACCACCUGGCGGGCAGUGCUAUCUUCUAUGGCAUGUCAUUUUUCAUGUUCUUCCUAUUUGUUGCCGGCACUGCUAUCAACGUCCUUACCAUCGUGUGUACUAUCCAGUUCAAGAAGCUGCGAUCCCAUCUCAACUACAUUCUGGUGAACUUGGCAAUAGCUAACCUGCUGGUGUCCAUGUUUGGAUCCUCCACCGCCAGCUUGUCCUUUGCCUACAGAUACUUUAUCAUGGGAUCGGUUGCAUGCCAGAUUGAGGGAUUUACAGCUACUCUUGGCGGUAUGGUGAGCUUAUGGUCUCUCUCAGUAGUGGCGUUUGAAAGAUGGUUGGUUAUUUGUAAGCCAGUCGGUAACUUUCAAUUCAAGAGCACACAUGCAAUAAUCGGCUGUGCAAUCACUUGGGUGUUUGGGUUGGCUGCCAGUCUUCCCCCUCUGUUUGGCUGGAGUAGAUACAUUCCAGAAGGUCUCCAGUGCUCCUGUGGACCAGACUGGUACACCACAAACAACAAAUACAACAAUGAGUCCUAUGUGAUGUUCCUCUUCUUCUUCUGCUUCGGAGUCCCAUUCAGUGUCAUUGUCUUCUGCUAUGCCCAGCUGCUCUUCAUGAUGAAGGCGGCUGCCGCGGCACAGGCAGACUCUGCCUCCACCCAGAAGGCAGAGAAGGAGGUCACGAAGAUGGUGGUGGUGAUGGUGGUGGGCUUCCUAGUGUGCUGGAUGCCCUAUGCCUCCUUUGCUGUCUGGGUUGUACAAAACCGCGGUGCACCCUUUGAUCUCCGAUUGGCCACCAUACCUUCCUGCUUCUCCAAGGCCUCCACAGUCUACAACCCUCUCAUCUAUGUCUUCAUGAAUAAGCUGUUCCGUUCAUGCAUGAUGAAUUUGCUGGGAUUAAAGUCCGGGGAUGAUGAGGAAGCAUCAUCAACAUCCUCGGUCACUCAAGUGUCUUCUGCUGGUUAAAGAGGGCGUCUCUAUUUUUAUUUUACUUGCUAAACUGUUGCUACUGUAUGAUCAUUUGUAUAUUGUAAAUAAUAUUGAAUGUGCACUAAACAGGAUGUUUUAUCCUUGAAGGUGUUGUCAAAAAUAUGUGGUAUGAUAAUCUUAUAAGAGUAGCUAUAACAAUUUAAAUGCAUUAAAGAGAGAUGAGAAUAAAUGCACACAAAAAGUA